This is a messenger RNA of Daldinia caldariorum, 2012 nucleotides long. RefSeq names its product cytochrome P450. The transcript has 6 exons. Bases 272 to 1843 code for a protein of 523 amino acids. NCBI's taxonomy places the organism in Eukaryota, Fungi, Ascomycota, Sordariomycetes, Xylariales, Hypoxylaceae. The record is from RefSeq and is a predicted model, not a curated record. Gene Ontology annotation, molecular function: oxidoreductase activity, acting on paired donors, with incorporation or reduction of molecular oxygen; iron ion binding; heme binding.
GAGGGCCUGGGUCUCCGUCUAUGCGCUACUCCGCAAAACACACGGGCGUCAAAUUUGGGGGUGGGAAAUAUCCACAUGGGCUUCCCCGCCAAGGGUCGGCAGUUUGGAUAGAGGCACCUGGAUUGUCGGUCACCGUUACCCCCAUUGUUGGUAUUUCCUGCGAGGGGUAAUACCUUCUUGUAGAUCAACCAACCAACUCCGUUCUUCUUAUGUCGAAGGGGCCGCACGUUAGAAGAGUGUCGCGGUUAGUUCGUGAGUGCCCAAUGCCAAAAUGUUCGCAGCAAUUCUUGCUAGCAUAGGCUUCGCUGUGUCGCUUUCUUAUCUAAGCUUGAUAUUCCCGAGGUUGCUGCAAGAAUGGAAGAUCUACGCACAUCGCAAAGAGCUGCCGCCAGGGCCUCAGGUUAUCAAAUCUGGUCUUCGAAAACCAUGGCUGUGGUUUCGGGAACUGAACAAAGAAUAUGGCGAUGUGGUCUACCUCCAGAUGGGGCCUACGCCGACCGUAAUUCUGGGUUCGGCUCAGGCGGCAUGGGACCUUUUGGAGAAACGAGGAGCCAAGUACUCGUCCCGACCUCGCUUCAUUAUGGGCGGUGAACUCCUGUCGGGGGGGAUGCGAGGCCUCAUGGCGCCGUAUGGAUCUUUCUGGCGGCGAUGGCGAAAGCUGCUGCAUAGCGGAUUUAUGAACCGUCAAAGUUUAACUUAUCGUCCUAUUCAGAGCUUAGAGUCUAAAAUACUUAUGCACGACUUACUCCAUUCCCCUGGGGCGUUUCGAAAACACUUCGAGCGUUACGCGGCUUCGGUUAUUGUUACGGUUACAUACGGGCGUAGGGUUGAAGAUGUUGAUACCGAUAUUGUUGUUCGACGCAAUGGCGAGUCGAUGGACCGUCUGACACAAGUGAAUAUUCCCGGUAAGUAUAAAGUUGAGCGAUAUCCGGCUCUCAAAUACAUACCCAGCAUCUUCGCGCCGUGGAAGGCCGAGGUCCUGAAGCAAAGACAGAAGGAUAUCCAACUAUACACGGAACUCAUGGACGAAGUAAAAGAGAGGAAUGCGAAGGGAACCUUGCCCACAUGUUUUGCCAAACACCUGCUGGAAGAACAAGAGAACCUCGGAAUGUCAGAUCUGGAGCUUGCGUAUACUGCAGGCUCUCCAUUUGGUGCAGGAGUAGAGACAUCUGCUGGUUCACUUGCCAGCUUUCUCCUGGCCUGUGUGAAGUUUGGUCCUCAGUUCAUCCCUAGAGCACAGGAGGAACUCGACAAGGUAGUUGGAAAUGACAGGCUCCCCACGUUCGAAGACUUGCUCCAGUUACCAUAUGUUAGGGCAGUUGCUUCAGAGACGCUUCGAUGGAGACCAGUAGCUGUGCUAGGGGGUACCCCUCAUGCUAGUACCGCUGACGAUGUGUAUAAGGGGAUGUUCAUCCCCAAAGGGAGUACAAUUAUCGCACCCUUGUGGAGCAUUCACUUAAAUGAGUCCGAUUUCCCCGAGCCAAACGAAUUUCGACCAGAACGCUUCAUGGAAACGCGUGGCUAUCCCGGCACGCUUGGUCACAGUGCAUUCGGUUGGGGAAGACGAAUCUGCCCCGGGAUGCACUUAGGGUCUGCGUCCGUGGAACUCAACAUUGCGCGAAUACUAUGGGCUUUCAAAGUCGGUCCCGCAAAAGAUGCAAGCGGUAACGACAUUGAUGUGGACAUAUUCGCCUAUUCAGACGGCUUUAACUCGAGCCCGCUGCCAUUUCCAUGCUCCAUACAACCACGGUCCCAGAAGCAUGCAAGUGUUAUCGAGCAAGAGUUCCAAAGUGCCACAGAGUCCCUGGAAACAUAUACUCCGGUUGGCAACAAAAUAUCUUGACGAGGCGUGGGUCAUCAUCCAUAUCCGCUCAUACCGUGGAAGGAGCAUAUUAGAAGAUAUAAACAUAAUUGGCUAAAGUAACAUUAUCCUUAGGCCAGACGAGACGUAUCUCAUCAGCAUGGUUUUCAAUGAGUGGAGAGGCAUAGGUAGAUGAAAUUUCAAACCCUAA